Messenger RNA from Echinococcus granulosus, 432 nucleotides. RefSeq lists its product as hypothetical. Lineage: Eukaryota; Metazoa; Platyhelminthes; Cestoda; Cyclophyllidea; Taeniidae. The coding region runs from base 1 to 432 and encodes 143 amino acids. The record is from RefSeq and is a predicted model, not a curated record. The transcript has a single exon.
AUGAGUGAAUCACGAGCCACUGUACCUGUACAGGUACCAAAUAUCGAGGUUACCGAGAAUCUCACUUCCAGUUCCCACCUCAGUGCCAGCGUCGAACGCCUUGUGGAGGUCACCCGACGACUAACCGUAUGUAAUCAGCUCCAGUCUGCCCUCAACAGUCAGACUGAUACAACCGAGUGUCCGGACGAUAAAUACAAGACUGCCCCCACAUCGGAUGUGCCUUUGGAGUUAGCAGAGGAAGAAAGGAUAAAACCCACCACAGGAACUGCUCACAGCUCGGAAACCUCUUCAACAUGUAAUUUAGCCACCCCUGAUAGUAAAACAGGACAGUCCCCUCAAUGCACUACGAAGAAGUGGGCUCGGUUAUUAGGAAUUUCCUCUGAGGAUAUUGGAGAUGAAGAGGAGUUCAUUGUAAGUUAUGAAGACAAUUAA